CAGGCAGGCAAGGAAAUGCCUGGGACAUCCGGAGUUUCUGCAAAUAAAAAGGCAGGAUGCUUCCACCGGCGAGCAUCAACGAGAGACAGUGACCACCCCAGCUCUGAACAACCGCAUCGUGAGAAAAGCCCCAUUAUGAUCAGCACAAAGGUCCUCCUAGUCGGCCUCCUCGUCCUGGCUCUUGUCUUCACCAUCGCCGUGGCUCAACGUGGAGGUUACGGCCGCGGAUUCGGCGGGGGACGCGGAUUCGGCGGUGGUGGACGUGGAUUCGGCGGUGGACGUGGUUUUGGUGGUGGACGCGGAUUUGGAGGAGGACGUGGAUUUGGAGGCGGUCAUGGCGGAUACAGAGGAUAAAUGCUCCAUUCCACGUAACAUCUCCCGAUGAGGGACCGACGUAAGGUGCAGUCCGGCGGCGCUUGUUACAGGCUAGAGGGCUGCACUCCCGCGGAAUGCAUUCCUUUCGAAAGGAUGCAUCUCUGAGGCCUUACACAAAAUAAACUCUGCCAUCUUUGA
Molecule: messenger RNA, 513 nt
Organism: Dermacentor andersoni
Lineage: Eukaryota; Metazoa; Arthropoda; Arachnida; Ixodida; Ixodidae
Source: RefSeq, a predicted model, not a curated record